Messenger RNA from Symbiodinium sp. CCMP2592, 2409 nucleotides. Lineage: Eukaryota; Dinophyceae; Suessiales; Symbiodiniaceae. The record is from the annotation of a GenBank genome assembly.
AUGUGCCGCCUCCAGGAGUUGAAGCACGAGCUCGCGCUCGCACUCGAAGAGAUGUAUGAAGACCCGCCUGCCAUCGUCGAAGUCGAGGCCACCCGCUGGUCUUCCGAUCCUUUCUUCAGGGGUUCCUACUCCCUUCUGCCCACCAACUCCAUGACAGAGAACAGCUGGGACGUGAUCAACGCAAGAUAUGGAAGGCUCUUCUUUGCCGGAGAAGCGUUCCACCCGAGAUGGUCUGGGUAUUUGCAAGGAGCCUUUGCCUCGGGCAAGGACAAGGCGCAGCAAGUGGAGCUGUUCCUGAAGUCGGAUGCUUCCGCGCCCGAUGGAAAAUGUCCGUUGCAGGGAGAGGGCCGUGCAAUGGGCCAGGUCCUGACAACUUGGAGCUUCGUGACCUUGGGAAGUACGCUACUUACGGGUCCUGAGAUGAAGGUCGUUAUUUGCAUCGACAACGUCUAUUGGACCCAAGAGGUUGCAGUGGCCAUCGAGGCUGGAAAACUCGAAGCCUACUACAAGAAGAGCGUGGAACAACUGAGCGGCCUCGUGAAUUUGGUUCGUGGCGAUUUGUCGAAACUGGCGAGGCAGACCCUCGGGGCCUUGGUGACUAUCGACGUUCACAACCGUGAUGUGGUGCUCAGCUUGAAGGAUGCCAGGAUCUCCAGCUCGAAGGACUUCGACUGGAUUGCCCAGCUGCGAUACUACUGGCGCCAGAAGGGUUCGAUUACCCUAAAGGAAACCGGCAAGCCAAGUACGGUGGACAAGUGCGAGGUAUCAAUCAUCAACGCCACCCUCUACUAUGGUUUCGAGUACUUGGGCAACAGUGAUCGCCUGGUGAUCACACCCUUGACUGACCGUUGCUACCGCACGCUAAUGGGUGCAUUCCACCUCUACUAUGGCGGUGGCCCGGAAGGUCCUGCUGGCACGGGAAAGACGGAAAGCACCAAGGAUUUGGCGAAGGCAGUGGCUGUGCAGUGUGUUGUCUUCAACUGCUCAGAUGGCCUUGACUACAUUGCUAUGGGCAAAUUCUUCAAAGGCAUCGCAUCCUCCGGUGCUUGGUGCUGCUUCGACGAGUUCAACCGUAUCAACCUCGAGGUCUUGUCCGUGGUGUCGCAGCAGGUGCAGACAAUCCAAUUCGCCAUUCGAGACAAGAGGGAGACCUUCUGGUUCGAAGAGAUGGAGAUCAGGUUGGUGCCCUCCUGCGCGGUGAACAUCACCAUGAAUCCAGGCUAUGCUGGGCGAUCGGAGCUGCCGGAUAACCUCAAGGCACUCUUCCGGCCUUGUGCCAUGAUGGUCCCAGACUAUGCCCUCAUCGGUGAGAUUGUUCUGUAUUCCAACGGAUUUGAGGAUGCCAAAAAUCUUGCCCGAAAGGCUGUGGGCAGUCUUCGUCUGAGCUCCGAGCAGCUUUCUUCUCAGGAGCACUAUGACUUCGGCAUGCGGGCACUGAAAUCGAUACUUGUUCGAGCCGGGGCUCUCCGCCGUCAGUACGGAGGCAGCCGACCAGAGCAGGUCUUGGCACUGUCUGCGUUGAACGAUGUGAACCUGCCUAAGUUCACCCGAAACGACAUCCCCUUGUUCCUGGGCAUCACCGGCGACCUCUUUCCAGAAGUGGAGCUUCCGCCGUCCGACUACGGCGUGCUGAUCAACGAGCUUGAGGGUUCGGCCCGCAGCCUCGUCCUGCAGCCAGUGGACGGCUUCAUCAAGAAAUGCAUACAGCUCUGGGAAACCAUUAUGGUUCGACAUGGCUUGAUGUUGGUGGGCCAGACCGUGUCCGGCAAAACAGAGGUGGAGAAUGUCUUGGCUGCAGCACUUGCAGCCGUGGCCGAUGGCGAGAGCUAUCUGCCAGUGCUUAUUCACAAGAUCAAUCCAAAGUCCAUUACGCAGGGCCAGCUGUACGGUGAAAAUGAUGAAGCCACACACGAAUGGACAGACGGCAUUCUGGCUCUGACAGUGCGCCAUGCUUCUGCAGCGGAGCAAUCCAAAAGGCAGUGGAUUCUGCUUGAUGGUCCUGUCGAUGCGGUCUGGAUCGAGAACUUGAACACAGUCCUUGACGACAACAAGAAGUUGUGCUUAAACAGUGGUGAAAUCAUCAAGUUGACGCCAGUCACCACGAUGAUGUUUGAGGUGGAGGACUUGUCUGCGGCGUCUCCAGCGACCGUCUCGCGCUGUGGCAUGGUCUUCCUGGAGCAGCAGGACAUUGGCUGGCGAGUGCUCCUAAGCUCCUGGUGCGAACGGUUGCCAGACCGGCUGAAAGACCAGGCAGCCUUGCUGCAGGAGCUGAUGGACUCCUGCCUGGAUGCCGUCUUCGAGAUGGUCUCCAGAAAGGUGUCGAAGCCGGUGCCUGUGAGCAUCAACUGGCUAGUGCUGAACCUCCUGCACUUGCUCUGGGCGCUCCUGCAGGCACGGGAUUCCUGUUGA